Messenger RNA from Talaromyces stipitatus ATCC 10500, 1401 nucleotides. Its product is annotated as alcohol dehydrogenase, putative. Bases 1 to 1269 code for a protein of 422 amino acids. Gene Ontology annotation, molecular function: oxidoreductase activity, acting on NAD(P)H. Lineage: Eukaryota; Fungi; Ascomycota; Eurotiomycetes; Eurotiales; Trichocomaceae. The transcript has 2 exons. The record is from RefSeq and is a predicted model, not a curated record.
AUGUCACCCAUCUUUAACGCACGUAUCAAGCUGGGGCCACCCAUCUGCUUUCAUCCUCGCGCGAAAUAUUCUCCGCUUGUCCUCACAACGACUUCCCUCGAUACUAUUAUCCUCCAUCUCCUCCUAUUCAUGGAGGCAUCCUUUAUCAACAUCAAGAAAAUGCCUUCUAACCGCGCUGCCUACCAACCAGCUCAAAAGGCGCCUUCCCUUGAGGUUCGCGAUGCUCCCUACAAGCCCGCUGAUGCCGACAAAAUUGUCAUCCGGAACGGGGCCGCUGCAAUCAACCCCAUUGACUGGUUGAUCCAAGCACGAGGUGAUAUCAUGUUCACCCAUCUUGCAUAUCCCUUCGUACUGGGCUCCGACGUUUCUGGCGAAGUCGUGGAGGUCGGUAAAGAUGUUAAACGCUUCAAGGUUGGAGACCGCGUUGUCGGUUUUACCCGCGGAAGCGACCCAAAAAUAAAUGACCCUGCCGAGGGUGGCUUCCAGCUAUACACAGUUCUCCGCCCCAACAUGACCUCUCACAUUCCCGACAAUAUUUCUUACGAAGAGGCGUCUGUCAUUCCUCUCGGUAUUGCUACUGCCGCUGCUGGUCUCUUCGACAAGACAGAAUUGGGUCUCGAUUUGCCCUCAGAGCCCGCUAAGCCAUUCAACGGCAAGACUGUCCUUAUCUGGGGCGGUUCUACCAGCGUCGGUGUUAAUGCUAUCCAACUUGCUGCAGCCGCCGGCUACGAGGUCUUUACGACCGCCUCCCCCAAAAAUCACGAAUAUCUCCGGCGCCUUGGUGCUAAUCAUGUCUUUGACUACAAAAGCCCCACCGUCGCCGCUGAGAUGAUAAAGGCUAUGAAGGGCAAGACUGCUGCCGGUGCUUUGUCCAUUGGUCAAGGGGCCGCCGAGAAACUCAUGGAAAUACUCGAUCAUUGCCAGGGAAACAAAUUCGUCGCGUUAGCCACUUUCCCUGUUCCCCAAAAGGAGCCCCAGAAUUUGAUCUUCCUCCGCACCGUUAUCUUCUUUGUUUCAUGGAUCAUCUCCUACAAGGUGAAGGGCAUGUUCAAGGGUAUCAAAUCCAACAUGCUGAACGCUGGUAUGAUUACCAACAGUGAAGUUGGACGUGGUAUAUUCGUUGAUUACCUUCCCAAAGCCCUUGCCGCGGGCACUUUUACUCCUGCUCCCAAGCCUGAGGUUGUAGGGACCGGUCUCGAAUAUGUUCAGGAUGCUUUCAACAUCCAGAAGAAAGGUGUCUCCGCGAGCAAAAUCGUUGUCAAGCUUUAAAACAAACCCAUGAACUACUCCGUGUCUUUUCCCGCGCUCCUGCUCGUUUGUGUUCAUUUUUUAUCACCUGGCCCUACGGUUGUGAAACUAGAUAUCCCUAUGGAUUUUCAUAAUCUAUUUUUGAUAUCCACU